AUGGAGCCCAGGCUGGUGACAGUCCAGAGCUCGGUCAUGCUGCUGCGCCGCAGUGAGCAUCGUGCGGUUCUCAAGUCCUUGGAGGAUGGGCACCUCGUCUGCUUUGGGCAAGAUGAGGAAACCAAUAUCAGCGUCAACGUGUAUUGGGGACAACAGGGUAACGGAGACCUGGCCACAGCUUGUCAGGAUCCUUCCAUUGACUACAUCACUCUGGGUUUCGUCAACCUGUCUCCGGAGAAUGGAGGCGCUACUGGAUAUCCCGGCGACAACUUUGGUGCUCACUGUUGGGCAGAAAAAUACAGCGUUGACGGACAGACCUCUGAGCUGCUGACCACAUGCCCUUCCCUCACGCCGGGCAUCGCUGUUUGUCAAGGGCUUGGAAAGAAGGUCCUUCUCUCCAUCGGUGGCGUCUACAGUGCCUACAGCAACUACACGGUUUCCACCGAAGAGAAUGGAGUUGCCUUUGCCGAGUUCAUCUUCGGCGCUUUCGGCCCAUACACCGAAGCUUGGGCAGGCCAGCCUAGGCCUUUCGACAAUGGAGACAGCCACAAUGCGGUUGAUGGAUACGACUUCGAUCUCGAGUCCUCCUCUGCUGGUGAUUUAGGCUACGCGGCUAUGAUCACAACCUUGAGAGCAUUGAUUACCGUAUCUGGACGAGCAGACAUUAUCACCGCCGCUCCCCAGUGCCCGCUUAACGAAUAUCAAAACAUGAAGUACCUACUAGACAACGUGCAGUUUGACCGACUAUGGAUUCAGUUCUACAACAACCCAGACUGCAGCCUCCUAUUGGCCGAUGGCACUCCCAACCCGGGCUUCAACUAUGCUGCCUGGGAACAAUACCUCGCCAGCACCCCGAGCAGUAACGCAAAACUCCACAUUGGUCUCCCGGGUAGUGCAGAUGCUGCCGGUAGUGGCUAUGUGGAUGCCUCUGUUGCUAGUACUUAUCUCUGUGAAUAUGGAGAUUACUCAAUGUUCGGUGGUGUCAUGGUUUGGGACCAAUGGUUUGCGGCUCAGAACACCAUCAACGGCGCAUCUUACAAUCAAGUCCUGUACGAGUCAAUGAAGUGUGGAUGCAAGGCGUGCCCAGUCCCCACAAGCACAAUCUCGACGGUCAUUUCCACGUCCGCUGCGAGCACAAGCUCAUCCACGCUCCCGCCAGUCACCCUCACAUCUUCCACAACCACAUCGCCCGUUGCCACACCAACGUGCACUGGCUUUGUUGGUUACGACAAGGAUGGCACAAACAUUGGUUUCUACGCCGACGCAGCUUCAGCAACUUACAGUGGCUGCCUCGCACUCUGUGACGCUAACGAGAACUGCUUGAGCUUCGGCGUCCUCUCCACUCCUGCGUGUGCCCUCUAUUCUUACAGCGUGGAGGGCAACGAUGUUGCAGACGCGAACUCUGGUAACACCUUCUACAACAAGGGUGGCGUUUGCCCGCAGCCCUCAAGCAGCAGCUCCGUUGUGACCUCAGCCACGGCGACAACUCUCCUGUCGAGCUCGAGCACUUAUGUUGAGUCGUCCACAGUCUCCACAAGCUCAGACGCUAGCAGCUCCCAGACUUCGGAGACUAGCACUUACUCUGCCACAACUCUGACGACUUCAAGCGGAGAGACCGCCUCUACCUCGGAUGCCUCAAGCAGCACUGAAGUUUCAGAGACCAGCACGUACUCUGCUACAACUCUGACGACUUCAAGCACAGAAACCGUCUCCACCUCAGAUGCCUCAAGCAGCACUCAGGUUUCAGAGACCAGCACAUACUCUGCUACAACUCUGACAACGUCAAGCGCAGAAACCGUCUCUACCUCAGACGCCACAACUCUGACAACAUCAAGCGCAGAAACCGCCUCUACCUCGGAUGCCUCAAGCAGCACUGAAGUUUCAGAGACCAGCACGUACUCUGCUACAACUCUGACAACGUCAAGCGCAGAGACCGCCUCUACAUCAGAGGCCUCGAGCACGGAGGUGCCUCCCCUGACGUCCGAGACCGACAGUAUCAGUAUCAGCUCUACCACGACCUGGGGCAACACAACGUGGACCACCCAGACAACCUCCUCUGAGGCACAGACGACCCCUACCACGAUUAUAAGCAGCAGCAGCAGCGUUCAUCUGUCGACCAGACCUCCUACAUCAUGGUCUAACACUACCUGGACGUCCAACGGACCGAGCUCCACGAUAGAGACUGUGGACUCAUCAACUGUGGACUCAUCAACUAAGGAUUCAUCAACUGUCGUCCCGACCACCUCGACCUCCGUGGCACCUGAGCCCACUACCACAGGCAGCAACGGGCAGACGACGCAAACCUUCUACUCGACUACUGUCCUAACCGUGACCUCUUGUGCUCCAACUGUGACAGAUUGCCCAGGCAAACCACAUGUCACAACGUCUCUGAUCCCAGUCUCUUCGACCGUCGUCUCUGUGGGUCCCACAGGCGAUGAUGAGACUGUCACAGCUACCGUCGUCCCAGUCACUUCUACCUCAUCGGCCGCGCCUGUGACUGACGGCGAGCAACUGACCACGAGCACGGUCUACAGCACCACGAUCUACACAGUCACCUCGUGUCCGCCUGCCAUAACCGACUGCCCCGGCAAGCUCGGGUCAGUGACCACACAGAUUAUCGCCAUCUCAACGACUGUCUGUCCCGUCACCGAGGGUGGCCAUGCCGCUCCUACCCCGCCUGCUCAAAAUGGCGGCAGCGGCUCAACUCCCUCGGAGACAAAGCCUGCUGGCUCUGGCCCUAGCCCUUCCAGCCCUGCAGAGAACGAGGGUGGCAGCCCCAGCCCAUCCGCCCCAGCCGAGACCGAAGGCUCCCAUCCUAGCCCGCCCGAGGGGACAGAGGAGGGCACUUCCACUUCCACUAUCAAGACCAAGGUUUACAGCACGAUCACUCUCCCUGUCGUCUCGAUCCCUACCGCUGGAAGCGAGGGCUCCGCACCGCCGCCAGUGAACAAUGCUGGAUCUGGACCAAGCUCAGGCUUCAGCAACAGCACGGCGACGAAGACCUUCAGCCUGGCGACCAUCAAGCCCACUGGAGCCGGUGUGCCUGUGCCGCAGAGUACUCAGACGUCAGUCGUGACUGCUGGCGCUGCUCGGAGCGCUGCUGGUAUUGGCAUGACAGUUGUAAUGGGUGUUAUGGUUUUCUUUUUGUAG
Molecule: messenger RNA, 3150 nt
Organism: Diaporthe amygdali
Lineage: Eukaryota; Fungi; Ascomycota; Sordariomycetes; Diaporthales; Diaporthaceae
Exons: 4
Coding region: 1-3150 (1049 amino acids)
Biological process (GO): carbohydrate metabolic process
Cellular component (GO): extracellular region
Molecular function (GO): chitinase activity
Source: RefSeq, a predicted model, not a curated record